GUACCCUCCUUCAUUAUUGGUCGCCAUUCUGCAACGGAUAAUGGGUGCUUCUGUCGUUCUACGGCUUAUCAGCGGCGGUAAUCGGUUUAUGAUUUCAGAAAGAAGUACUAGGAGUUGCUUCUAGUACAGAAGUGGUUGGGUACCACAGGUCUAUAGGUACCCUGCAUGGACCUCUUGGAAUCUCUUCCCGCAGUCAGCUUCAUUUGCACUAUGCUUAAGCUUGGCUUUUCUGCUUCCAGUUAAUCGUCAUAACCCAGUGGCCUGGUAACACAUUUAUUCUGGAUUUCCAUAGCGAAAAAAAGCAUCAAAUCUAACCGCUAUAAUGGCAUCGAGACAGCCUGAUGUACCUGCUAUUGAGCACAGCACAGGUGGGUUACUGGGAAAGAUGUCCCUGCCUAUUGGGAUGCACCGUCGAGCUUUCAGCUAUGACGAUGCUUUGGAGGAUACCGCUCCUAUGACACCACCGCCAUCGGACAUGUGCGCUAACACACUGUGGAGAAAGCCAAUUAUACCGGAGCGUAAAUAUCACAAGCUAUCAAAGGUUGAGGAAGGGGAUAAUAACAUGCCCCCACCUGCUCUGCCCCAUUCCUCUUCCACUGAGAAGGCCCCUGUGGUGAAAGCCAAAGCCACCUCUGUCAUCAUGAAUUCUCUGUUGACAAAGCAUACGCAGGAGAGUAUUCAGCGCUUCGAGCAGCAGGCCGGCCUCAGGGACGCCGGUUAUACUCCACACAAGGGCCUCACUGCUGAAGAGACCAAAUACCACCGUGUGGCGGAAGCCCUGCAUAAGCUAAAGAUGCAGACAGGAGAGACCACUGAAGACAAGCAAAGCUCAUCUGCUCAGUCCACCCCUUGCAGCACUCCAAGUUCAUCUCCCAAGCCGAUGCGCAGAUCCUGGUUUAGCCAAGGCUCCACCACUUCCCUCCCAGCUGGUGAGAUCAGCAGCUCUGAAUCAGGGGGAGCAGAGAAAUGGAGUGUUUUUGGCCCUCGCGCUGUUCAGAAAUCAACUACAGAUCCAGGUGGAUUCACUAUCCAGUCUUAUAAAGGUGCCCAAAAACCAACCCCUAUGGAGCUGAUGCGGGCCCAGGCUACCCGAAUAGCAGAUGACCCUGCAUCGUUCAAACCACCCAAGAUAGAAGCAUCAUCUUUUGUUACAGAAAACAAUAAAAAUUCCCGUGGCCACAACCUGAAACCACGUGACAUGAACAUACUCACUCCCACUGGCUUCUGAAAGACAUUUCACU
Messenger RNA from Spea bombifrons (plains spadefoot toad), 1241 nucleotides. RefSeq names its product KIAA1191 ortholog. Gene Ontology annotation, cellular component: cytoplasm. The transcript is spliced from 9 exons. Bases 323 to 1228 code for a protein of 301 amino acids. The record is from RefSeq and is a predicted model, not a curated record. Lineage: Eukaryota; Metazoa; Chordata; Amphibia; Anura; Pelobatidae.